Solea solea (common sole) is the source of this 2888-nucleotide messenger RNA. RefSeq names its product calcium/calmodulin-dependent protein kinase type 1D-like. Gene Ontology annotation, biological process: peptidyl-serine phosphorylation. Bases 151 to 1434 code for a protein of 427 amino acids. The record is from RefSeq and is a predicted model, not a curated record. The transcript is spliced from 12 exons. Gene Ontology annotation, cellular component: intracellular anatomical structure. NCBI's taxonomy places the organism in Eukaryota, Metazoa, Chordata, Actinopteri, Pleuronectiformes, Soleidae. Gene Ontology annotation, molecular function: calmodulin binding; ATP binding; calcium/calmodulin-dependent protein kinase activity.
GAGUUGAUAAAUGUACGAGGCUCCGCCCCCUCACCGUGAAGAACUGCAGCCUGCUGGAAACACACUGGUCCAUCCACAGAGACCUCAGCUCAGCCACCUCUGCAUCUCUGCACCGCAACCUCAGGAGUCUACGGCAACGUCAGAGCCAAGAUGGGGCGGAAAGAAAUCAUCUGCAGUUGGAAGAAAAGCACCAGUAACAUCAAGGAUGUCUUUGAAUUCAAGGGGAAAAUGGGAUCAGGGUCCUUCUCUGAGGUUUUUAUGGUGAGAGAAAAGAAAACUGGGAAACUGUAUGCCCUGAAAUGUCUGAAGAAAAAGCACCUCGCUCACAGCAACCUGGAAAAUGAAGUCAACGUACUGAGGAGGAUUAAACAUGAGAAUGUGGUGGGACUGGAGGAUUUCUAUGAGACUCGAACACACUAUUACCUGGUCAUGCAACUGGUGUCAGGUGGGGAGCUGUUUGAUCGCAUUUUGGACAAGGGGGUUUACACAGAGAAAGAUGCCAGCAUGGUGAUCAAACAGGUGCUGCAGGCUGUCAGCUACCUGCACGAAAACAGCAUUGUACACAGGGACCUCAAGCCUGAGAACCUGCUGUACUAUAACAGCGAUGAGAAUGCUAAGAUCAUGGUCAGUGAUUUUGGUCUCUCUAAGACGUUGGAGCAUGGUGUGAUGUCAACAGCCUGUGGCACACCAGGAUAUGUUGCCCCUGAGGUACUGGCUCAGAAACCCUACAGUAAAGCAGUGGACUGCUGGUCCAUUGGUGUCAUAACAUACAUCCUGCUCUGUGGCUACCCUCCGUUCUUUGAGGAUAAUGAAACUCGCCUCUUCUCAAAGAUUAUGAAUGCUGAAUACGCCUUUCAUUGUCCAUUCUGGGACGACAUCUCUGAGUCAGCGAAAGAUUUUAUCAGGAACAUGAUGGAGAAGAACCCCAGCAAACGCUUCACCACUGAACAGGCACUCAGACAUCCCUGGAUUGCAGCAAAAACGGCUAAAGACGUGGACAUUUAUCAGUCGGUCUGUGAACAGAUGGAGAGAAGUUUUGCCAAAUCCAAAUGGAAGCAAGCCUUCAAUGCAGCCUCAGUAAUCCAUCAUAUGAAGAAACUGCAGAUGUCGCACAGCGAGUCCCCCCAUUUAGCGCUCUCCAUGCCCAACAUCACUAUGCAGUCCUCCUCCCGGGAUGAUAUGAAGGUAUCGACACCCUGCCGAGAUGAGGCACCUGCUCUCGACCCCAACGGCAACCCUGUCCAUCCUGAACCAGGAAGAGGUCUGUGUCCACAGCUGAGAGCCAGUCACAGUGAGCCUCAUCGCACCCUCAUCGUCGAUGAGUCAAGAGCAGUCCACUUUCAUUCUGAGAGAGACACUCUUUUCAAGAGCAUGGACACAGUGGCUCAGAUGAAGGACCAGCCGCUCCAGUCCGGAGUCUGUUCUGUCAUGUGAUGGGCAGCCGGACACAGAGUUGGAAACAGAUACUGUAUGGACUGCUGUCUACACUCCCACAUGGAAUGACUGUGUGAACUGUCUGUAAUGCAGUGAAUAACACCCUAAAACAGACAUGAGCAGGAAUUCAUCAUUUAGACGUCAUACAAACUCCUGUAUGGCUGAUGACAUUUAUUCUCUUUAGUAUACAAUAGUAUUGUAUACGAUUUUAAACAUUUUUUUUUUUGCUUUGAAUAGCUAUAGGUGGGCACGUGUCACCGUUUAGCAAAAAACUUUGUUGCAACUUUGAUGAUAUAAGCAGUGACAUUAUCUAAAGGUUAUCUCGGUUCAAAAUAAAACAUGGUUUCUAUGGUCAGAGCAAGUGUAGUUUAAAGUUUACAAACUGUCGAGCAUAACUUUUAAAUAUAAACAAAUGUCUGUUAUAUCCAAACCAUUGUCCGCGCUGCACACAGGAAGUGAUUUGUUUAAUGUCAGACAGACAGUGGCAAUAGCAACAUUGCGGUAGUAAAGUGGGACAUCUGCAAACAGGUUGGAGUAUGACUGAAAACACAAAGAUGGAAGCCCUUGAAGAGUUUCAUUAGAUAAAUCUUCGGCUCAGAAAACUGCAGUAUGAAAGGAUAAAUUCUUCUUGUCCCCGUCCACCCCUGUGCUGCUGCUGUAUACACACAAACACUCCCUUAGGCCAGUCUGAUAGUAUUGGUCGACAGAGACUGUUUUCAGAUGUUGGACGCACAUUACAAAUAAUCUGAAUCUUUUCUGUUCAUAAAGUCUUCCUACCCUUCCAAAAAAUCCCCUAAAGUUACACACUGCAGCUUUAAAUAAAAUAAAAGGAGGAAUCUGUUUGUCAAUGUUCUCAACAUCUCCUCAUCUUAAAAAAACUUCAAAGUGGAAACUGCAAUUGAACUCAAUCAGUGGUUGUUGAGAAAAUUCACAAUUCAGAGAAGUAGUCAGCAAUUUCGACACAGUUGUUAGUAUAAAGCUGCUGAGCAUUGCUUUUUUUCUUUAAGUUAAACACUACCUGAAAGUGCCAACAGUGUUUUUUUUUAUUGUGGUUGUUAGGCCUGGCACCCAUUUGUGGCAGAGCUGAGCAUGGCCAUUUUUUUGUUUAAAUCCAUAUCCAAAUGCAGAUUCCUUCAUUUAUUGUCAGAAUGCACUGAAGGAUUAUAAAUCCAAUUCCAUUUCAACACAAACAUGAUGCAGGGGAACUAUAUUUUUAGAUUCACCUUUAUUUCAAGGCAGAGACAUUGACACAGUAACCACAUGCUCCCCAUUGCUUCUUUGAAAUGUAUACUGUGUAUUUAAGUUUCUCUUGGAAAAAAAGCAGAACAUACUUUAUCAAGUGCCACAAACUGUAGUAAACACUAGUGAUGUCAUGGAAACGUCUGGAUUCACAUGUCCUAAUGUGUACCUGUCUCUUUUUAUUAUUAUUUUCCCAAUAAAUAUGUAGUAAACUA